UUCCAGCCAUCGUCUCUUCAGCUACUCCCCCUGCUCUUCGGCUUUUCCCCGGCCGAUCCUGCUUCCUCCAAUUACAAACUCAAAUCAGAAAAAUACCAAACAUCGCAAACAUCAAGUUUCGGACCGCGUUCCGUCGCUUCCUCUCCCACACCUGCCAUGUCGUUAUGUUCGAGAGAGAAGCCAGAGAAAGGGAAGUGAGGAGCUCUUUCCAGCCAUCGCCGCCGCCUUCAAAUCCCUUCCGUCAAUCAGCAUGUAUGGCUACGAUAUCUCGUCGGCACCUUCCCCACGACAAGCUGCCCUUUCAGAGCGACCUCGCUUCCUCAACUCUCUCCAUUUGGAAGCUAUCAAGAGAUCUUGAAUCCAAAUCGAUGACGUUGAAGGAGAAGGCGACGGUGGCUGUGGAAGCUAUCACCGCCGAUUCGGACAACGGCUGAGCUAAUUCUGCCUAUGGUGGUGUGGUGAUGUUGAUUGAGGCAUGCCGAUCAGGAGAUCUGGCUACGCAACCACUCCCACCAUUCAUCUUCCCUUGACUCCGAAACCGAAGCUCACCGUCACCGCCAGAUUCCCGAAGCUCACAGUCACCAUCGUCCACAAUCGCUAGCUUUUGUAUUGGGGAUGAGCGGAGGAGACGCGAGGCAGAGGAGGAAAGCGGCAAGGGGUAUAGGUGAUAGAGAGGGGGAGAGAAGGUGGGAGCUGGGAGUCGAUUUGCCCCUUCCAUUUUCCGCUUUCUUGUUUCGUUUUCCUCCCGGAUCUAGCCUGAUUUCGAACUGAACUUGUUCUUCUUCUUCUUCUUCCCCUGAUUUCGAACAACUCACUGCGGUCGGUGCUGAAUCUCGCUCCUUCUGGCACAUGUGGUGGUGGGGAAUGGAUCAGUGCCUGGGGUGAUGACGAUUAACCGGCUAUGGAGGGGAAUGGUGACGAGUUUGGUGGCGAAUCGGUAGAGAUGAAUACGGCACCUUUCAAGGACCUAUCAGAGGGAGUCGAGGAAUCGCCAACAACAAGCACCUGCCAUCCCGAUCUUGACGAGCUGUUUGAGCGAAUCCCAAGGGUAAUAGAGAUUUGGCUGGGGAGAAUCGGUGGCUGGAAAUUGUGUGGUGAAAGGCGGUGGUAGGCAGUUGCGAUUUCGCUGGAGAGAAUCCCAAAUCAAUUUGUUUACUGUUUUUCUUUUUUUUUCUUUUUUCUUAUAUGAAAAAUAAUUAUAAAUUAAUAGUAAAAGUUCCACGUCAGAUGACACAUAAGCGCUGACUAGACUUUAUGUUAAAAACUAACGAUCAAUGCUAGUCAACUCUAACGGAAAAAUAGUUUAGGACACAAAUGUCAUAUUGAAUACUUUAAGGACACAAAUGACACAAAAUUAAUAGUUCGGGUUUUCCAGUGGUAUUAGCCUAUUUAAUAAACAUGGUUAAGUUGGCCUUAUAAAUCACUACCACUCUUUGAAAAUAACUAAUAUGGUAUUGAGUGAUUUUUUAGUGGUAAACACAUAUACAUGCCCACCAGCAAUGAACGACCAUACUACAUGAAACCAUACAUGUUUCUCUCAUACAAGACAAUUAAAUCUCUCGCGAAGCUGUUACUCCCCACCGACGGAGAGAGAAAUUACAAUCGUCACAUUGAAAAUUAAGCUUCAAAAUCUUUUUGUUGACAGACGAGCGAAAUCACAAAUCCACCAUGCCAGCCAUCAUUCCGAGCGCAUAUGCAUAGUGUUCGGCGUCAGCACUACUGACACCCAUCUGUUCACCCAUUUUAUAUAUGAUAGUUGAUACAAUGACAUUUACUGUUGUGGGUUUUUCGUCAAUCGUAAUUUUGGGUUUGUAGCUUUCAAUUUCUGCCUUUAUUUCGAUCACUUUGAUUGAACUCUUUAUUUGCUGCCCAUUAGUUUAACUUGCCUUUAGAGACUUUCAGGCAUAGACAACAUUAGUGCCACAAUGACUUAUAUAUGACAUGAAAUUCGAAUCAUGAGUUAGUUUGUUUUUUUAUUUACGUCGCGUUCUUCCAAACAUAUCAUAUAUAUUUACUAAUUCUCCCAUUUAAUGAGUUAACAAGGAUGCUACCUUUAGAAAGUCUUUGUUUAUCAAUUUUAGUGGGACGGGAUACGGUGACAACCCUCUUGGGGGUUGUCAGAUUCACAACCAAGAGUAUUUUGGGUAUGAGAAAAAGGAAUAUAUUAAUUACCUUAUUUGUAUUAAUUAUAUUGGGAAUUAAAAAUCCAUAUUAAAUACAAUUUUUUUUC
This is a messenger RNA of Linum trigynum, 2230 nucleotides long. The record is from the annotation of a GenBank genome assembly. Lineage: Eukaryota; Viridiplantae; Streptophyta; Magnoliopsida; Malpighiales; Linaceae.